AUGAAUGACCAAAGUAUUGAUCCAGAUGGUAAACUAGACAUCAACGACAACGGCACGUGGCGUACAAACAGUUUUCGUAGCGACACGUCCACAGUGAACCCUGCUGAAUCUGAGCACGACAAACCUGUCCAGGUCAAAGAUGUCUACUAUAGGCAAACAUUCCCCGUUGUCCAACACCAGGAUAGCGCCGACUAUUCAGCCCCCGUCGAGACCACUACACUAGACCCCCAGGUCGGCCAUAUUAUCAAAAAUAACCUUGAACAAAUGGCUGCUCACCAUGAACAGUUUGAUGGCCCGGCUGAUGAUGACCUACGUGGCUAUAGUUACGAGGGCGGUGGCAGUACGAUUAGCUCGCUCAGUUCACUAGGGUCCGGGUUCAGUGACGGGGAACAGGACUUUGAGUAUACCCUGAGUAGGUUGGGGCCCAGGUUUGCCGCGUUGGCCGAUAUUUACUCCGAUGGCAGUUAUUCGUGAUUUAUUUGUAUUCGUAAACAGUAUUUAUGUGUACCUAGCACAGUUCCGUAUGAUAUAUUUAUGUGAUUAAUUUUUGUGAGUCAGC
This is a messenger RNA of Oppiella nova, 559 nucleotides long. NCBI's taxonomy places the organism in Eukaryota, Metazoa, Arthropoda, Arachnida, Sarcoptiformes, Oppiidae. The record is from the annotation of a GenBank genome assembly.